AUGGAAACAUCGACUGAUUCAAGUUUAUGCUCAACCUGUAAUAAACAUUCGGCUAAAUACUGCUGUACUGGAUGUAAAAACUACUUUUGUCCGAAGGAUUUCAGACAACAUGAACAGCAACUAGCAAUAAAAUUCGAAGAUGAAAUAGUUAGAUCACAUGAUGAACUUCUUGAUCAAAUACAAAAAUUAGAAAAAUCAAAUCAUAUUUCAUUGGAUAUAUUCAAUCGAAUUGAACAAUGGAAAAAAACAACAAUUAGCAAAGUCGAAAAAGCAGCAGAAAAAGCUUAUCAAGAACUUAGCGAACUAAUUGAUAAACAAAGAAUAGCAAUUACAAAACAACUUGAACCAAUAACACAAGAAAUUCGUUCUCGUCGUGAAGACGAAAAUUUUGUUGAAAAUGAUAUUGAUCGACUUAGACGAAAAAUUAAUGCACUUGAUCAAACACUUAAACAAUUUGUGCAAAAUGAUAUACCUAAGAGCAUCAUUAUUAAUAGAGAUCAAAUUAAUUGGAAUCAACUCAUCUACAUUCGAGGAAUGAAAGGCGAACAACAGAAUUCAUCAUUAGUACGUACUGCAAAUCUGAAUUCGUUUCUGACACGGAUACAUAAUAGUGUAAUAGUGGCUGGAGGUAGUGGCGAAGGUAAUACAAUGAAUCAACUCAAAAAGCCAUGGGGUUUGUGUGUUGAUGAUGAUCAUACUGUCUACAUUGCAGACUGUUCGAAUCAUCGUAUCAUGGAAUGGAAACAUGGUGCGAUGGUUGGUACAGUUAUAACUGAUGGAAACGAACAAGGAAAUCGUCCUAAGCAGUUAAAUGGUCCGAGAGAUGUGACGAUAGAUAAGGAAAGAAAUAGUUUCAUUAUUUGUGAUUAUGAUAAUGAAAGAGUAAUUCGAUGGCCUCGUCAAAAGGGUGCAAACGGAGAAACGAUCAUUGCAAAUGUUCGAUGUCAUGGUUUGACAAUGGAUGACCGUGGAUUUCUAUAUGUCGUCGAUGAGAAUAACCAUGAAGUUAGACGAUAUCGAAUGGGAGAAAAUCAAGGAACAGUAAUUGCGGGUGGAAAUGGACAAGGGAAUGAUUUCAAUCAGUUGUUCAAUCCGACAUAUGUAUUCGUUGAUCGAGAUCAUUCAGUUUUCGUAUCGGAUACAAACAAUCAUCGAGUAAUGAAAUGGAAAGAGGGUGCAAAACAAGGCAUUGUUGUGGCUGGGGGUCAAGGUCAAGGAAGUAGUCUUAAACAACUAUCAUAUCCAUAUGGAAUCGUCGUAGAUCAGUUAGGCACUGUCUAUGUGGCUGAUUGUUUAAAUAAUCGAAUCAUGCGUUGGUUUGAAGGAAGUACACAGGGGAGUGUUUUCGUUGGUGGAAAUGUUGCAGGAACUCAAUUGAAUGAACUCUCUGGCCCAGUCGAUACUGUUCGUAAAGAAUUUGAAUCAUUUAUUGCUAAAGUUAAAUAUGUUUAUUAA
This is a messenger RNA of Rotaria sordida, 1455 nucleotides long. The record is from the annotation of a GenBank genome assembly. Lineage: Eukaryota; Metazoa; Rotifera; Eurotatoria; Philodinida; Philodinidae.